Molecule: messenger RNA, 1338 nt
Organism: Diaporthe amygdali
Lineage: Eukaryota; Fungi; Ascomycota; Sordariomycetes; Diaporthales; Diaporthaceae
Product: monooxygenase
Exons: 4
Coding region: 1-1338 (445 amino acids)
Biological process (GO): secondary metabolite biosynthetic process
Molecular function (GO): FAD binding; monooxygenase activity
Source: RefSeq, a predicted model, not a curated record
AUGGCUGCCACUGAUAUAGAACCUACCGGCAUCGAGGUCAUUGUGAUUGGGGCUGGUUUAGGCGGAUGCGCCGCAGCACUUGCCAUGAAACAUCACGGUCAUGAUGUGAUUGUGUAUGAAAAGCUCACAAACUUCCGCCGAUUAGGCGACUCCCUUGGCCUGGGCGAAAACGCACUCAAGCUGCUACGUCGCUGGGGUGGCGAUACCUUGUAUCAUUCUCUUACCUCGAUUGGCAACCAAUCAGAGGACAUGCAGAUACGUAGGUGGCACGAUGGGACGAUCCUGGCCCAGCAACCGUUGAUGGACAUGGCGGGACACAUAGGCCACCGUGGGGACUACCAUGAGGCUUUCUUGCAAGGUGUUCGUGAUGCCGGCAUCGAGAUCAAAAUGGGGUAUGAGGUAGUCGGGUUUGGUGAAGGUGACGGCGAGGAUGCAAGACCAAGCGUCAUAUUUAAGGACGGGACAGUGGUGAGAGCAGAUCUGAUUGUCGGCGCAGACGGAAUAAAGAGCCGUGCACGAGAGCUUGUCUUGGGCUUUACAGAUGCGCCGAAGAGCAGCGGCUACUCGUGCUGGAGAGCAUAUUUCCCUGGUGAACAUCUAAAGGGCGACGCGUUGUGUCAAGACUUCAUUGAUCAUGAUUGCGUCAAUAUCUGGAUUGGCUCAGAUACGCACCUCGUUCAAAAUACUCUCCGUGGUGGCGACGAGUUCAAUUGGAUAAUAACACGCAAGCUCUCCCAUGAGGCUGAUAUGGAGAUCAAGGAGUCCUGGUUUCAGGAAGGAGACAUGGCUGACGUGCGCAAGCAUAUCGAGGGUUUAGACCCGAGGAUUGCAGCGGCAGUUGAAAAAACUCCAGCGCUCCUGGAUUGGAAGAUCUGCUACCGAGAUCCAUUACCGACUUGGGUGUCAAAGCAACACAAUAUUGCACUUCUCGGUGACAGUUGCCACCCACAUCUUCCCACGAGCGCGCAAGGCGCGAGUCAGGCAACAGAAAGCGCCGCGGUAUUGGCAGUGUGUCUAAGGCUGGCAGGAAGCGACGAAAUCCCACUAGCUACGAGGUCAUACGAGAAGAUCCGGUUUGCACGGACCAGGCAAAGCCAGACGGCCGGAGAAGAUCUUCGUGAUCGCUGGCACAAUGCUCUCAAAGGGUUGGAAGAGGGUGUAGAGAUUGACCCGGAAUCUGUCAAAAUGCGUAACAGAUGGCUGUAUGCAUAUGAUGCUGAAGCUGAUACGAUCUCCAGAUGGAAAGAGGUGUCUUCCAGAGUGGAAGCAGAGUUAAGGACGGGCAAGAUCGAACCGCUGUACACUGCUAAACCAAAGACCGCGAACAGAGAAGUUUAA